CGGGAUCCAAAGGGGAGGGAAUGCCAUGGCCACCUCAUCAUGCGCACUGAUUACGAGAAGGAGGACAUGCUUAUGACUCUCCUUCUCACUUUGUUUGCAGAUCGAUGACUUCACACGAUCUGUGCCUGACUAACAAAUAAAAAAAUACGUGGUCCACUUGUAAAGGACAGAGAGUCCUUUCUGCUCCAACCACUCAACACGCUCCUUCGCCGCGUGUAUGCCUGAUUCAAUCGCCGAACCUCUUGUACAUCCACUUUUUCAUGCCCGCUCCAUAUCGAUAGACCAGCAUCUUCCCUCUCACCACACUUCUGCCCCAUACCAGGAACGAGCAGAGAACGCCCUUGAACUAGUAGACUUUGACGACCAAGAAAAGUCUCGAAAUCCACAUUUGGCGUCCGAACAAGAGGAGGAAGGAGACGACCAGCAUCCCGAGUCUGAAGAUUCCGAAAGAGACCACCUCGUCCCCGCAGAAGGCUCCGAGUCACAGAUGAAACGCAACAAGGCCAAAAAGAACAAGGACAAACAAUCACCUUCGCGGCCGAACCUACGGAUAGACACCGACAGUAACGGGUUUGCGAAUGGCCACGCAAACGGCACGAUGGACAAACAUAUCGAGAUGAGGCGAAAACACGUCUCGAACGAUUCGACGCCAAAUGCCACGAGGAUCAUGAGCCGAGAGGAUUUUAGCCUCGACAAUGAGCCGCUGCCACCUCCGACGCCGCAAACCCCAGGCAUGGUCAAUACCAGUUUCUCAAACUUGCCAGUGAAAGACAAGCGAAAUUUCCUCCUCCUAUGCCUUCUCUACUUCCUCCAGGGUAUUCCUAUGGGCCUCGCGUCCGGGUCCGUCCCUUUUCUCCUCAAGAGCUACCUUUCUUACGGCCAAAUCGGCAUUUUCUCUUUGGCUAUAUACCCGUACUCACUGAAACUGUUGUGGAGUCCCAUCGUGGAUGCCGUAUGGAGUCGACGCUUCGGCCGAAGAAAGAGUUGGAUUACUCCCAUACAAACAAUAUCUGGAUUGUCGAUGAUCUACCUUGGAGGAAGGAUCGACGAGCUUAUGAAAAAGGCCGGCGAAAGAGAUGGUGCAGGAGUAUGGGGUUUCACUGGCUGGUGGUUUCUUUUGGUCUUCCUCUGUGCCACUCAGGACAUCGCCGUGGAUGGGUGGGCUAUUUCGCUUCUGUCGAUGCAAAACAUCUCGUAUGCAUCCACGGCGCAGACAGUUGGACUGACGGCAGGCUCCUUCUUGUCCCAUACCGUUUUCUUGGCUCUACAAGCACCAGAUUUCGCCAACAAAUGGUUCAGAACUGUGCCUCAAGAUUAUGGUUUGUUCACCCUGGGUGGCUACAUGGCUUUCUGGGGCUGGGUGUACCUCCUAGUGACACUGGCGAUUGCCGUGAUGAAGAAAGAGGACAAAACCAACGAGCGUGAAGGUAUCAUGGAGGUGUAUCGCAGCAUGAUAGCCGUUAUGAAAUUACCCAACAUCAUUACCAUCGUGAUCAUUCACUUGGUUGGAAAAUUGGGAUUUGUGACCAACGAUGCGGUCACGAACCUGAAAUUACUCGACAAGGGAUUCGGCCAAGCAAACAUGGCUCUGGUCGUUUUGAUUGAUUUUCCAUUCGAGCUGGGUCUGGGAUAUUACGCAGGGAAGUGGUCUACCGAGUAUACGCCUCUCAAGUUAUGGUGCUGGGCAUACGUCGCACGACUUCUUGCGGCAGUUUUCGCUCAAUUCACCAUCAUGAUCUAUCCGACCGGUGUCAAUGAGGCUGUUCCCCUCUGGUACAUGCUCGUGGUUAUUACUGAGCACGUCUAUUCGACAUUCAUGAACACAGUCAUGUUUGUCGCCGUGUCUGCGUUUCAUGCUCGGAUUGCCGAUCCUGCAAUUGGCGGAACGUACAUGACUCUCCUAGCUACUGUUUCCAACCUCGGCGGAACAUUUCCCAAAUUCUUCAUACUCAAAUUCGUUGAUAUGUUUACGAAAGCAACAUGUAUACCUCCCACUGACGUGGAUGCUUUUAGCAAAGCUCAUCCGGACGUCACACCGAUCACGAGUCAGUUUAGUUGUGCCCUCGAGGCAGAAAAGAAUCUGUGUCUGAAGGGUGGUGGGACCUGUCUCAUGCAACGAGAUGGAUAUUAUAUUACGAACAUCGUCUUUGUUCUCAUUGGUGCUGCCCUCUUUUGGAUGUACAUAGAGAAGAAAGCGUUGGCGUUGCAGGGUCUACCAUUACGAGCAUGGCGAGUUCAGACUGAUUCAUCAUCAUAUCACCGGGUGGCGACUUAGGGGAUGUAUGUCAACGAAAUUGUAUUAUUGUAGGGCGAAAGAUAGACAGCCAAAAGUCAUCUUUUUGGAAAUUUGAG
Messenger RNA from Exophiala oligosperma, 2352 nucleotides. RefSeq lists its product as uncharacterized. Gene Ontology annotation, cellular component: membrane. NCBI's taxonomy places the organism in Eukaryota, Fungi, Ascomycota, Eurotiomycetes, Chaetothyriales, Herpotrichiellaceae. The transcript has 2 exons. Gene Ontology annotation, molecular function: acetyl-CoA transmembrane transporter activity. The coding region runs from base 218 to 2275 and encodes 685 amino acids. The record is from RefSeq and is a predicted model, not a curated record.